AUGGCGGACCUCCUGAAGUCAGCCCAACUGUUUCGUAACGACCCUAAGGGUCCAAAGCAAGUGACUUCGGCCGAAUUACAAGGCAAAGUGGUUGGUCUAUUCUUCGCGGCUAAAUGGAACCCAACUUGUGUGGACUUUAUGGACUGGCUCAAGCAUUUUUACGGUCUGGCCAACAAAGACAAGCCUAUUUUUGAGGUGAAUUUUGGAUUUCAAAAACUUUUCAAUGUAUUCAUCAUAAUAGCGAUAAAGAAAGCUAUGAAAGAAGUUCCGAAUCUUACAAAAAAUAAUUUACCAUAAAGCGUGCAGAAGUACCGUAUGCCCCAUUUAAAAUUGCUUUUUUUCUAUUUUCUAGUUACUUUUUGACGCAACACCUUAAAGUUUAAAACAUUUGACCUUAAUAUCACUAUAGCUGCACUAUAACGUAUAAAACACAUCUAGAUUGUGUUCAUUUCCCGCGAUCACAGUGAGAACGAUAUGAAAGAGUACCUCAAGAUCCAUGGCCCCUGGCUGUACACCACUUAUGCCUGCAAAACCGUCAAAAGUUUGUUCGAGCGCUACACGCUGCGACAGAUUCCCCAGAUGAUGAUCAUCCAAAAAGGAGGUACUCCGGUUGUUGACGAUGGAAUCGACGCUAUCAAUGUGAGUUUUUUAAAUUAUACCGUAUUUCUAUCGUUUUUAUUGGUUAUUUUUACCAAAGGAUGUUUUAUCGUAUUUUACACUAAUUCUAUAUGUACUAGUACCAUACUGCAAUAUUGCCCAUACAAGAACUUUCGCUCUGAUUACCCAUCGUACGAAAUAAAUGUUAAACUAACAACAUCUUAUACAAUAGUACUAUACUUAGUAUAUGAUACUAAUAAACCAUUUUAGGACCCCAAAGUCGUGCCAGUUGAUCUGAUUAACAAAUGGAAGAAGCUCACCACUGAAUGA
Molecule: messenger RNA, 927 nt
Organism: Bursaphelenchus okinawaensis
Lineage: Eukaryota; Metazoa; Nematoda; Chromadorea; Rhabditida; Aphelenchoididae
Source: the annotation of a GenBank genome assembly